Messenger RNA from Fusarium sp. VM40, 1449 nucleotides. The record is from the annotation of a GenBank genome assembly. NCBI's taxonomy places the organism in Eukaryota, Fungi, Ascomycota, Sordariomycetes, Hypocreales, Nectriaceae.
AUGCCUCAGCAGCUUACCUUUGUCAUAACCGACGGUUCUGGAAGAAUCAGAUCAUCCGAACGACAGUUGAUACGACAACGUUGUAUGCAACAAAAGAACAAGCAGCCAGAUUCCCGUCGAUCGAAGCGCGAAGCUGCUCGAGCAGCGGCCAAACCCCCACCCGAAUGUAGUAUAGGGAAUCAGGUGGGAACUCAUUCCACCGACGGAGCAUCUGCUCGGAACACAGUUCAGCCGCCCUCCGCCUCCGUGAGCGGGGAGCAAAGAGGACUCUUCAUCAGGCAAUGCAUACUCCCGUCGCCGUCUGACUGGGCACUAUUCCCCUUUCCAGAAGGACUGGAACCUUCUGCUCAGAAAUUGAUGCACGAGUAUUUUAUUCACAACCCAAUCAGGGACUCACUCUACCCAUUCAAGCACUUCGGUAUUAAUAUCGACUUUGACGAUGACCCGUUUCUGUGUUUUCGAUUACUUUGCUCCGAGAAGCUAUGUUUUCGAGCCAUUCUACUAUUAACCACGGCCUCCAAUGACUUGGUGUUGCAGCGACCGCUAUCUGGCGAAACAUACCAGCAUCUCCGGCGUGUUUUGCCGCUUCUAAACCGUCGACUUUCAGAGAAAGAGGCAUAUCAGAAUGAUAUCAUACUCUAUGUUGUCGGCAUUCUGGCUUCGAUUGCAGUUCUCUUUGGCGACUAUCACGCUGCGCAGAAGCAUGCCGUGGGUCUAUCAGAGAUUAUGCGGUUGCGUGGUGGCUGGGUGGCCGUAAACAACAAUCCUGCCAUCCAACUGUCGAUGGAUAGGUUAAACUUUUACAAUUCGCUCGCAACAAACCUGUGGACGCCAAUCUAUGGCAAAUCCGCCUGGGAGGCGCCUGUCUUCCCUAUCGAAGUGGUGGAUUUUCAUCAAUCACAGAAUAUGUUGUGCGUGGAUGGACUCGUUGAUUCGAAUCUAGCGGCCGUAUUCAUGUACGUCCAACACACCACAAUUCUCUUCAACACGCACUAUCACAGUAAAACUCCAAUGAAUGGGGCAUUUGUCCGGCAGUGCCUGGGUUUCGUGCACUCGAGUCUCAUAGAGCUCGAGGGCUCUCUCACAGACGAACUAUCCAAGCACAUUCGUCUCGGGAUGCUUGUCUAUCUAGCAACAACUUUUCGUAUCCCUGGCUGUGACGAGCAGUACUAUUGCAGAAGCCUGGCCACAAAGAUGCAGUUGGCGUACACUGCUGCCAGAUCUUUGAUUCCGGUCCCCGAUGGAGCACUGGAUAUCUGGUUGAUGUUUAUGGUACAGAUAUGCAUUGGUCCAACAUCCAAGCAGCAAGGGCCGGAUUGGGACGUAUCAAAAAUAUCCGGGUUAGGCUGGGACGAGACACGGAGAGGCUUGCAGCAAGUCAUGUGGAUUGAUGCAUUUCAUGACGACUUAGGGAGGAGGGCAUUUGAGAAGCUCACCAAGCCUAGAUGA